UAUUACUGAAGAAAUAUUUCAGAUGGAAAAUGACUUAGAAUCUAUUCGUAUAACGAGGAUGAGAUUGAGUUAUGACUUCGAAUCAACUGGAAAGUUGGCCUCGACUGGCGAAUCGAUAGAAGAUAUAGAAACUGUGACUAGUCUCAGCAAACAAAUAAACGACCUAGCCAGGAAAGCCACAGAACUGGAAAGCACGGUAACGUCGUUGGGGUUCCGACUAGAGAGGGUGAAAAAACAGCUAGCGUUGAAACGACAACAGAGAGACGCUUUAGAGUACAAGUAUAGACGACUGACUGGACUUGAAGAACGACGGGUGGAACUUCAGAAGAGAAUUAAGGCUUUCCAGUCGGCAUUGCACCGGUUAGACAUAAAAGUAGAAAAGUUAGACAACAUAUUACAGAGAAAAAUGCAUUUAUUGCAACCAAUAAUUAACGAAGGAUUUAUCUUGCAGUCCGACUUCCAAGCUAAUGUGACGCCAUCAUUGUCCAUUACUGGUAGCGAGUUCAAAUCACCAACGCCACUUAUAUUGAGUCCGAGUCCUGCUAUUGGUGCACGGGACAGUGUGUUACCUGCCAUUGGUCAUAGUGUCGUUAGCAACAAACAUAUAUCUUCUCAAGGGCUAGAAUCAGUAUUCCAGUAUCUUAAGGAAACUCUACCGAUUGGCCGAGAAUGGCCGAACAUUUUUCGACGCCUGCCUUGGCCGAAAGAAAUUACUUCCGACUUGGUGGAGUCGGAGAUCGUGGAUAUUCGGAAAAACACUCGGGGUUUGAAGGAACAGGCCUAUAGGUCAUUCAAAGUUUGGGAAAAUGUAGCUGGUUCCCUAGCAACGAAAAACAAUCUAGUCGACGUGCUAGUAGAAUGUAAAUUGAAUAGAAUAGCUGAAACGGUUGUAAAGAAGAGAUAA
Molecule: messenger RNA, 904 nt
Organism: Saccoglossus kowalevskii
Lineage: Eukaryota; Metazoa; Hemichordata; Enteropneusta; Harrimaniidae
Biological process (GO): signal transduction
Molecular function (GO): protein binding
Source: RefSeq, a predicted model, not a curated record